Neopelma chrysocephalum (saffron-crested tyrant-manakin) is the source of this 1643-nucleotide messenger RNA. RefSeq names its product death-associated protein kinase 2-like. Gene Ontology annotation, molecular function: protein serine/threonine kinase activity; ATP binding. Lineage: Eukaryota; Metazoa; Chordata; Aves; Passeriformes; Pipridae. The record is from RefSeq and is a predicted model, not a curated record. Gene Ontology annotation, biological process: intracellular signal transduction; protein phosphorylation; positive regulation of apoptotic process. Bases 299 to 1489 code for a protein of 396 amino acids. The transcript is spliced from 15 exons. Gene Ontology annotation, cellular component: nucleus; cytoplasm.
GCCCCAGGGAUGUUCUGCUCCGUGCAGGCCCACGGUGACACGGCCCCUGCAGGGUUGGUGUCCUGUCGGCCAGGUUUCCUGUUUGGAACCCUCACCGGCACGUCGGAAGGGGGGGACAUCAGUGAGGGGACAUCGCUGGGGGGGUUCCUCCAGAGCCCUCAGGAGGAGGAACUCAAAGAUCUUUUCUCAUCCCGAGCCAUCGUGGCCAGAUCCUGCCCCAGCACCCCAGGAACGCCAGGACUGCGAGGCAGAGCCUGGAGCUGUGGGGGGCUGCUGGAGGAAGGUCAGAGCUGGAGCGAUGGCCGAGGGCGGCCAGGACGGGGUCCUGCCCGAGGGGGGUCCGGGGGACGCCCCUGACAGCACCCAGGAUGAGGCCGAGCCCGAGGGGGCUGCAGAGAGCGAGGGGCUGGAGGCCACCCCGAGCCCGGGCAACGUGGAGGACCUGUAUGAGCUGCUGGAGAAGCUGGGCAGCGGGCACUUUGGCGUGGUGAGGCGCUGCCGCGAGCGCGGCACCGGCACCUUCUACGCCGCCAAAUUUGUGAAGACGCGGCGCUGCUGGGGCAGCCGCCUGGGGCUGGAGCGGGCCCAGGUGGAGCGGGAAGUCGCCAUCCUCCGCCAGCUCAACCAUCCCAACAUCAUGCGGCUCCACGACCUGUUCGCCAGCAGAGCCGAGGUGGUGCUCGUCCUGGAGCUGAUCGCCGGGGGGGAGCUCUUCGACUUCAUCGCGGAGAAGGAGAUGCUGUCGGAGGAGGAGGCCAUCGAGUUCCUGGGGCAGAUCCUGCGCGGGGUGGAGUACCUGCACGCCCGCCUCAUCGCCCACCUCGACCUCAAGCCCGAGAACAUCAUGCUGCAGGAGAGGGACGUCCCCAAGCCCCGGAUCAAGAUCAUCGACUUCGGGCUGGCCCAGCAGCUGGAGGAUGGUGUCACUUUCAAAAGCCUCUGCGGGACCCCCCAGUACAUCGCUCCUGAAGUGAUCAAUUAUGAGCCGCUGAGCUCCGCGACCGACAUGUGGAGCAUCGGGGUCAUCACCUACAUCCUGCUCAGCGGCUUGUCCCCCUUCCAGGGUGAGACGGAUGCUGAGACCCUCUCCAAUGUCGUGGCUGGUGCCUACGAGUUCGAGGAGCGCUGCUUCAGCCAGACCUCCGAGAUGGCCAAGGACUUCAUCCAGCAGCUGCUGGUGAAGGACCCAGGGCACCGCAUGACGGCGGCCGAGUGCCUGGUGCACCCCUGGAUCAAGCCCCUGAGCAGGAAGCAGGUGCUGAGCCGGAGUCGUUCCUCCAUCAACAUGAGAAACUUCCGCAAGUUCAACGCUCGGAGGAAGUGGAAGCUCUCCUACAACAUGGUGUCCGCCUGCAACCGGCUGUGCCAGACGCGGCUGCUCUGCAGCCUGAGCAAGGAGGAUGAGGAGCUGCGCUGCUGUGAGAGCGACCAGGAGGAGGAGAGCAGCCCCCCCAUCGCGCUGCUGCGCCGGCGGAGAAGCAGCUCCUGAGCCCCCCUGAAAGAAAACAGGAGCCCCCCGGGGACGAGCCUUGGGGGUCCCCUCAUCUCCCCAACCCAGGAGGCAGGAGCACUGUCUGGCCCCAGUGCUCCCAGUUGCCCAUCGUGUCAGGGGGUCACUGGGACGGCAGCACCCCCCACCUGGC